Messenger RNA from Pisolithus orientalis, 1056 nucleotides. RefSeq lists its product as uncharacterized. The annotation marks the transcript as partial. The record is from RefSeq and is a predicted model, not a curated record. NCBI's taxonomy places the organism in Eukaryota, Fungi, Basidiomycota, Agaricomycetes, Boletales, Pisolithaceae. The transcript has 4 exons.
AUGGACAACGACGUCCUCCUCCGAGCCUGUCUCAUCAUACACGAACUCGCCGACUCCAUCAACCAGAACCAAAAACUAACCAGCGCCAUCAAUGCCCGCGCAGCAGCACUCAAGGAUCAGGCUGCGCAAUCCAUCUCGGGUUUCGCACUAAGACGUGUUAACACAGAUAUAUCCAAGGAGUUUUUCGAGUCCGAGCUCGAGCGCACCAAUGCCCAGCUUGUCGUCGAAAACCAGACCCUCCUGCACGAAAACAAGCAGCUCAGCAUGCUCCUGAAAGAGCACGAGAACACCCUCGAAACUGUCAUGUCCAAGUUCCGUCACCAUGCUUUGGCGGCGCAACACCACGAACAAACCCUGACACGCCACUACGAAACUUUACUCCUUGCUUGCGACUCCCAAAACCUGUACACGUCUCUGGCCAGCGAAACUCAGACCGCACGUGGCCUCCAACGCCUCGCAGUCGCCCUCCGCUCCCUGUACCGUACUUUGAUCGGCGAAGACCCUGAAUCCUCUGACUCGGAGCCUUUGGACCUACACGCACUCAUCGAAUCUCUCUCCGAUGAGUCUGCUAUGCCUAUCAUCCAGGAUGACUGGGCACUCGAACGCGAGACCGAGAUCUCGCGAUUGCGACAGGAGAACGAAGAGCUCCGCAAGAUGCUCGGUAUUGACCCGAGCAGCCUCCAGGAAAAGGGUAUCAUACUAGAUAUGGAGCGUGAGGGUGGUGAAAUCGGAAGACUCUGUGCAGCCCUCCGCUCUGAGGUACCACGCAGGCGCAGUGAAUCUAUGUCGCCGCGAGGGUCCCGGUUUAGCGCGUGGGCCUCUGAGGAAUCGUCUCGCGAGACUGCUCCAUGGCAAGGGUGGGAUACCAAUACAGGUCCACAGCAUCAACAGCAACUGUCACACCCGCAACCACCACAGCAACACCAAGCAGGGAUUGCACCCCCACACCAACGUGCGAUGGACCUCCAGCCUGGAAUACGGAUGCAGCAGCCGCGUCGUCCUCCUAUGUUCGCCAGGGCAGCCGCACCAGCACCACCUGUCAGCGUGGGUCCAAAU